Messenger RNA from Prinia subflava (tawny-flanked prinia), 990 nucleotides. Its product is annotated as ficolin-1-like. Bases 1 to 990 code for a protein of 329 amino acids. The record is from RefSeq and is a predicted model, not a curated record. Gene Ontology annotation, biological process: complement activation, lectin pathway. Gene Ontology annotation, molecular function: signaling receptor binding; antigen binding; carbohydrate derivative binding. Lineage: Eukaryota; Metazoa; Chordata; Aves; Passeriformes; Cisticolidae. The transcript is spliced from 9 exons.
AUGGGGACAGCAGCCCCAGCUCUCUUGGUACUGCUCAGCCUAAGAAUGGCUAUUUGUGAUGCUGAGGACACCUGCUCAGACUGUCUUCAUUUCUCAGAGGUGAAAAUAGUGGGACUGGGUGAUGCUGACCGACUCGCCAUUCUUCAAGGAUGUCCAGGGAUCCCAGGUAUCUCUGGCCCAAAAGGAGAACCAGGCCUCCCAGGAACAAAAGGAGAAAUGGGAGACCAGGGAUUUCCUGGGAAAGCAGGACCACCUGGUGAAAAAGGAGCAGCUGGAGAGCCUGGCUUCCCAGGACUGAAAGGAACAAAAGGAGAACCUGGAUUUCCAGAAAUAUGGGAAGCUGGGAACUGCCAAGAACUGUUGGCCAAAGGGAAGGUUUUGAGUGGCUGGUACACAAUCUACCCCCAAGACUGCAAUGCCACCACCGUUUUCUGCGACAUGGACACAGAUGGUGGGGGAUGGAUUGGUGUCUUUCAGGUUUUCCAGAGACGCUGGGAUGGAUCAGUGAACUUCUUGCGAGACUGGGAUUCAUACAAGCGAGGUUUUGGCAACCAGCUGACGGAGUUCUGGAUGGGGAAUGACAACAUCCACUUCCUCACCUCUCUGGGACCCUGUGAACUCCGCAUUGACCUGAGAGACUUUGAGAACAACUACUAUUUUGCCAAAUAUGCUUCAUUCAGAGUUUUAGGAGAGUUAGAGAAAUACAGACUGGUUCUAGGAGACUUCCUUGGUGGAAACGCUGGAGACUCUUUAUCGUACCACAGGGACAUGCCAUUUUCAACAGCAGAUCAGGACAAUGACAUGAGCUCCUUUAACUGUGCCACAGAAUACAAGGGAGCAUGGUGGUACAAUGACUGCCAUUACUCCAACCUGAAUGGGAUGUACUGGAUGGGUGCGCAUGGGAGCUAUGCUGAUGGCAUCAACUGGAAGACAGGCAAAGAAUACCACUACUCCUAUAAGCAAACAGAAAUGAAGUUCAGGCCAGUUUAA